AUGAAAGCAUUAUUCUCUGUUUUGUGUCUUGUUCUUUUGGUUUCGAUUUUAAGAGCAGCAGUGACAAAACCAGAUUCCGGAAUCUUCACCGGAUGCCUUCGCAAUCGGACUAGUCUGGAGAAUCCAAUCACCGAUGCCAUCUUCACCUCCCGUAACACCACCACCUUCUUGUCUUCUUACGUGUCCUACACGAAAAACAAGAGGUACUCGAGCCUUAACUACCAGAAAUUAGUAGCCAUCGUGGCGGCUAAACAUGUAUCGCAUGUUCAGGCCACGGUGGUCUGCGCAAAGGCUAACGGUAUACAACUCCGUAUCCGUAGUGGAGGUCAUGACUACGAAGGCCUUUCUUACACAUCGUCUGUGCCAUUUGUUAUCCUCGAUAUGUACAAUUUGAGGUCUAUUACUGUUGACGUGUCAAGCAAGAAAGCAUGGGUUCAAGCUGGUGCGACAUUGGGAGAGCUCUACACAAAGAUCAAUGAGGCGAGCCAAACGUUAGCGUUCCCGGCUGGCGUUUGCCCUACGGUAGGAGUGGGUGGGCACAUAACCGGUGGAGGAUUUGGAAAUCUGAUGAGAAAAUUCGGAAUCACAGUGGAUCAUGUCAUUGAUGCUCAGUUAAUUGGUGUCAACGGAAAGCUCUUGGAUCGAGCUACCAUGGGAGAAGAUCUCUUUUGGGCCAUUCGUGGCGGUGGUGGUGCGAGUUUCGGAGUUAUCCUCUCUUGGAAAAUCAACCUCGUCGAGGUUCCAAAGAUCCUGACAGUGUUUAAGGUUAGCAAAACAUUGGAACAAGGAGGUACUGAUGUUCUCUACAAGUGGCAGCUUGUUGCUACCAAAGUUCCUGAAGAUCUUUUCAUAAGAGCCUGGCCUCAGAUUGUAAAAGGAACAAAACUCGGCGAGAGAACCAUUGGGGUUGUAUUUUUUGCUCAGUUUUUGGGUCCAACCGAUAAGCUGAUGGAGAUAAUGAGCCAAAGCUUGCCUGAAUUAGGGCUAAGACGUGAAGAUUGUCAUGAAAUGAGCUGGUUUAACACGACGUUGUUUUGGGCCAAUUAUCCUGUAGGUACACCAACACGCGUUCUUCUAGAUAGACCGUCGACUCCAGGAGAAUUUUUCAAGAGCAAGUCAGAUAACAUAAAAAAACCAAUCCCAAAAGAAGGAUUGGAGAAGAUAUGGAAGACAAUGUUGAAAUUUAACUUUGUAUGGAUUGAAUUCAACCCUUACGGUGGAGUGAUGGAUCGGAUUCCAGCUACUGCCACAGCGUUUCCUCACCGGAAAGGAAACUUGUUCAAUCUUCAAUACUCUACGAUAUGGUUGGACGCAAAGGAAACAGAGAAUAAGCUGACUAUGAUGAAGGAGCUUUAUGAAGUUGCGGGACCUUACGUGUCAAGUAACCCGAGAGAGGCGCUCUUUAAUUUCAGAGACUUCGAUAUUGGAAUCAAUCCGAGUGGUUUGAACGUGGAUGAAGCUAAGAUCUAUGGAUACAAGUAUUUCUUGGGGAAUUUAAAGAGAUUGAUGGAUGUUAAAGCUAAGUGUGAUCCUGAUAAUUUCUUCAAGAACGAGCAGAGUAUUCUUCCUGCUCGCGUAAUGUAG
Molecule: messenger RNA, 1584 nt
Organism: Arabidopsis thaliana (thale cress)
Lineage: Eukaryota; Viridiplantae; Streptophyta; Magnoliopsida; Brassicales; Brassicaceae
Product: FAD-binding Berberine family protein
Exons: 1
Coding region: 1-1584 (527 amino acids)
Molecular function (GO): FAD binding; oxidoreductase activity; flavin adenine dinucleotide binding
Source: RefSeq, marked reviewed